AUAAACUUUUAGUGGCUAUACAUCUACAAUGUUGUACUAAGGUUCAUGGUUUAUUCAAAACAAAUAACACAGUGGGCUGCAGCCGAGUGCUGUUAUGUCUCUGCUGUUAACUCCAUCCUCUCUGCUCUUGUAUGCUCACUGUCACUCUUUGAAGAAUAGGAAUCAACAAUGAUGGAUGAAGACGAAACUUGGCUGGAGGAAAUGCUGAUGUGCUCAGUGUGCCAGGACAUCUUAAAAGAUCCUCGGCUGCUGCCCUGUGGACACAGCUUGUGUAUGGACUGUCUGGAAAACCUGAAGGAUCAAGCCACAGAGAUGCAGUUAGUCUGCCCAGACUGCAGGUCACAUUUCGAUGAGAGGGACGGACAUUGGGUACAGAAGAGCUAUGCGCUGUCCAAUAUCGCAGAGAACUUCAGGGUGAACAAGACCAGGAGGGAAAAGCAGACAAGAUGUGUGCACUGUGACUGCUGCCCAACAAAAGAAACUCUGGCCGUUAAAACAUGUCUGAAGUGUGAGGUGUCACUGUGCACAGAACACGUCAGGGACCACCUGGAGCUGCCGGUGUUCAUAGGACACCCCCUGGUCCAGCCUCUGGGUGACCUCCUGGACAGGAAGUGUUCACAGCACAAGGACGAGGUUCUGAGGUACUACUGCAACUCCUCCAGACGCUACAUCUGCAACAUCUGUGCCCUGGAAAUCAAGCAGCUCAACGUGGCCACUGAGGCCUCCACUGUCUUGCGGAGGCAGCUGACUGAAUACAUGGACCAGAACUUCCAAAUACUGAGGCAGCAAAUUACAGAAUCUACAGACCUUCGACGUAAUAAACAGAAGGUAAAACCUGCCGACUCGUGCCUCAACGGCGUCACAGUGGUCCUGCUCUUUCUCUGGUUCAUCGUUCUGUAUUAUGCCUACAACUACUCUCUGGAAAACCAGACGCUAACAGAAGCCUUGGAGAAGCAGCAGAACCGUGUGCAUCACAUCUACUCCACCGUUGCAGAACUCAUGGUUGAUCACCGAAUGAAACGCCACAAACAACCGGGAACAGAAGAUGAAGGAAUCCUCAUGUCGGACCUGGACACUGUCAGUCAUUUCCUUGGAGACUCUGCUCAUCUCAAAACAGCAGAAACAUUCAAAGCACAACUGGAAUAUCCCAAAAGUGGCUUUGAUGAAGCCCUGCUGGUCCUCCCUUCCGAGUGCUUUUCCUCCGGGACUCAUGUCUGGGAGGUGGAGGUUGAGGGCCCCUGGAACAUCGCUGUGUCCUACAGGAGCAUCCAGGACAGCAGCGCCUCUGGAGACACCGCAGAGUCCUGGAGCCUUACGCACAGUGGCAAAGGCAAACUAUUUGCCGUUCAUGGUAAUAGAAAAACGGCUCUGUCUGAAACUUUGCAGAGCAGCCGAAUAGCAGUGAUGGUUAAUUUUAAGGAAGGCAGCAUCACAUUUAGUGCUGUGGAUUCCACCAUCAUGCAGCUGCAUGAGUUCAAGACUGAACUGACUCGGCCUGUGUGUCUGUGGCUUCGUCAUGUAGAUAAAUAAUCCUGCAGUGUCACAGCAUACAGACUACAAUCAGACUGGAGGAGAACGUGUCUGAGAGUCGAGACCAAAGCCAAAAAAACACCUCAGGAAUAUACUUUUAUUUUGCCAAGUGCAUUUACGUAUGAUUAAAUUAAAUGUUUCAGUAUAAAUGUAAUUUAAUACAAAUUGUAUAUCAGAUUGGGCUUGCUGGCUUCCAAAUUGACCAUUCUUAAAGAAUCCAACACAAAGCUAUGACUGACUCAGUUCUGAAGAUAUUCCAAAACUGACCGUCGUUUUUGCACCCAAAGCAGCUCUUCAUCCCUGUUGCCUUUGGAGAAAAAAAGUGAAACAAUAUUCCUGUGAUCAAUGUGCAAACUACGCCAUGGUGACAUUUAUGAAUCGCUGGAUUUAGCUUCUGUUUAUCAUAUUUCUAUCAAUAAAAAUGAGAAAACACGUGAAA
Amphiprion ocellaris (clown anemonefish) is the source of this 1969-nucleotide messenger RNA. RefSeq names its product E3 ubiquitin/ISG15 ligase TRIM25-like. Gene Ontology annotation, molecular function: zinc ion binding; protein binding. The coding region runs from base 169 to 1530 and encodes 453 amino acids. The record is from RefSeq and is a predicted model, not a curated record. The transcript has 7 exons. Lineage: Eukaryota; Metazoa; Chordata; Actinopteri; Pomacentridae.